Ectocarpus sp. CCAP 1310/34 is the source of this 1303-nucleotide messenger RNA. The record is from the annotation of a GenBank genome assembly. Lineage: Eukaryota; Phaeophyceae; Ectocarpales; Ectocarpaceae.
AAAACACGCCUCUUCUCUCGGCCAAAUUGCCGACCUUUCUUCAGCACCGGAGAUGGUGACACAGCGGGUUACCGCCCAACCGUGGCCUCGAGGCCCUCAGAAUGACCUUCACAGGGCCGCCAACGACGGCUCCGUCGAGCGAGUUGUUGCCCUGCUUGCGAGCAGAUCAUCAAUAGCUAUCGACGCGGGCGCGGAGUACGGUUGGACCCCUCUCAUGUUGGCAGCCUGGAGGGGUUCUUCGCGGGUGGUCAGGAUCCUGCUCAACAAGGGCGCCAACGUCUCAGUAGUGGCUGAGGAUGGCCACACGGCUCUACAUUUUUCCACUCAAGACGGCGGCCAUCCGGUUGUCACCAAGAUGCUGCUCAAGGCCGGUGCAGACAUCGAAGCGGUGACAUCGGAGGGAGAAACGCCGCUUCAUCUGGCUGCUAACGCAGGGUGCUGGGAAGUAGCGCAAGUGCUCAUUGAGGCAGGCGCUUGCGUCAACAGCGUCAGGUCGGAUGGAGAGACACCACUGUAUUCUGCUGCGCGCCAAGGACACAAGAAAGCAACCAGGGUGCUCCUUCGUGCAAAAGCAAAUCCGCUGUUGACGAAGCCGACGCCAUCGGGAGUAACCUUCGUCCCGUUGGACACAGCCGCGGAAUACGGACAAACGGAGGUGGUGCGAGAACUGAUCAAGCAAGUCAGUAUCAAGGGUUGCGGCGGUGCAAGUGGUGGGGUAUACGCUCUCCGCCUGGCCGCCCUCAGCCAGAAUGUCGACGUCAUGUCUGUUUUGGCAGACGCAGGAGUGAUGGAUACCGGCGAGGCCCUGAUCACCGCUGCUGGACGCAAUGACGAGGCAGGAGUGAAACUCCUUUUGCAGCAGCGACACGGUACAUCUGCGGGUGGAGAACUCUACAUGUAUGUGAACGAUACCCACGACCUUGUCGGCAGGACGCCCUUGCUUUGCAGCAUUGAUGGCGGCAUGGCAGGCUUUCGCUGUUCGCCGAGAGUGGUGCGAUUGCUCGUUGAUGCCGGAGCAGAUACGGUGUCGGCUGUUCCCUUGAAGGGAACGGCGGGGCAGAUUGGACGAAGCGUUACGCCAAUAGAUUUCGCGACCUGUUCCCUCCAUGAGAAUAUGGACGGUGGAAAGACGGCCAUGGAGAAGCACGUGCACAAGCUGAGAGCCAUUCACCGUCUUUUUUCGCAAGUGGAGGCGGAACGAAGCAGCUUCGACACCACUGACGACCAUGAUUCCGAUCCUGAGGCGAAGGGCUAUAAAACGUGGUGCACUGGUGACAGCUCUGUUGGGGUGGGUGUUGCGUAG